Schistocerca cancellata (South American locust) is the source of this 1125-nucleotide messenger RNA. RefSeq lists its product as uncharacterized. The transcript has a single exon. The record is from RefSeq and is a predicted model, not a curated record. Bases 1 to 1125 code for a protein of 374 amino acids. NCBI's taxonomy places the organism in Eukaryota, Metazoa, Arthropoda, Insecta, Orthoptera, Acrididae.
AUGAGUACUGACUUCGCAAGGUGUGCUGCUUUCGCAAGGAGGGCUGCCUUCGCAGGGAGUGCUGCCUUUGCAGGGAGUACUGCCUUCGCAAGGAGUGGUGCAUUCGCAAGGAGUGUUGCCUUCGCAGGGAGUGCUGCAUCCGCAAGGAUUGCUGCCUUCACAAGGUGUGCUGCCUUCGCAAGGAGUGCUGCAUUUGCAAGGAGCGCUACUAUCGAAAGGAGUGCUGCCUUCGCUAGGAGUGCUGCCUUCGCAAGGAGGGCUGCCUUCGCAAACAGGGAGUACUGCCUAUGCAACGAGUGCUGCCUUCCAAUGAGUGCUGCCUUUGCAAGGAGUGCUGCCAUCGCAAGGAGUGCUGCCUUCGCAAGGAGUGCUCCCUUCGCAACGAGGGCUGCCUUUGUAGGGAGUGCUGUCUUCCUAAGGGGUUUUGCCUUCGCCAGGAGUGCUGCCUUUGCAAGGAGUUCUGCCUUCGCAAGGAGAAAUGCCUUCGCAAGGAGUGCUGCCUUCGCAAGGAGUGCUGCCUUUGCACAGAGCGCUGCCUUUGCAGGGAGUGCUGCCUUUGCACAGAGUGCUGCCUCCGCCAGGAGUGCUGCCUUUGCAUGGACUGUUGCCUUCGCAAGGAGUGCUGCCUUCGCAAGGAGUGCUGCCUUUGCAAGGAUUGCUGCCUUCGCUAGGAGUGCUGCCUUCGCUAGGAGUGCUGCCUUCGCUAGGAGUGCUGCCUUCGCUAGGAGUGCUGCCUUCGCUAGGAGUGCUGCCUUCGCAGGGAGUGCUGCCUACGCAGGGAGUGCUGCCUACACAAGGAGAGCUGCCAUCACAAGGAGUGCUGCCUUCGCAAGGAGUGCAGCCUUCGCAAGGAGUGCUGCUUUCGCACGGAGUGCAGCCUUUGCACAUAGUGCUGCCUUCACACGGAGUGCUUCCUUUGACAGAGUGCUGCCUUCGCAAGGAGGGCUGCCUUCGCAGGGAGUGCUGCCUACGCAGGGAGUGCUGCCUUCGCAAGGAGUGCUGCCUUUGCAAGGAGUGCUGCCUUCGCAAGGAGUGCUGCCUUCGCAAGGAGUGCUGCCUUCGCAAGGAGCGCUGCCUUCGCAAGGAGUGCUAACUUCGCACGGAGUGCAGCCUUCGCACAGAUAG